AUGGCAGAUAAUUACGAAUUAAAAUGUGUUGGAGAAAGUGAUGAAAAUGAAAAUCAAUAUCAAAAAAACGAAUACAAUGAUGGAGAUGUAAAAUAUGCUCGUUUUAUGAAAAAAUUGUCUGAAGAGUUUGAAGGUGCAAAAACAAGUGAUUUAGCAGCAUCUAAAAUCGGUGCAAGAGCUCAAAGAAUCGACAAAGAAACUAUUGACCAAGCAACCAAAACAUUUGAAGAAUUCAUUACAUAUACAGCAAAUCAGAUUAGCAAAGAACUUCCACUUUUUUUUGAUUGGUCAACAUCCAAUGUAGUUGGAUAUGAAUUCUUUAUUAUCAAUAUAAUAGUUUCCAACCAUUUUUCCUAG
This is a messenger RNA of Entrophospora candida, 357 nucleotides long. The record is from the annotation of a GenBank genome assembly. NCBI's taxonomy places the organism in Eukaryota, Fungi, Glomeromycota, Glomeromycetes, Entrophosporales, Entrophosporaceae.